Messenger RNA from Oryzias latipes (Japanese medaka), 4970 nucleotides. It is a transcript of the gene ace, whose product is annotated as angiotensin I converting enzyme (peptidyl-dipeptidase A) 1. NCBI's taxonomy places the organism in Eukaryota, Metazoa, Chordata, Actinopteri, Beloniformes, Adrianichthyidae. Gene Ontology annotation, molecular function: metallopeptidase activity; peptidyl-dipeptidase activity. Gene Ontology annotation, biological process: proteolysis. The record is from RefSeq and is a predicted model, not a curated record. Gene Ontology annotation, cellular component: plasma membrane.
CCAGUCCGCUCAACCUCUGCUGGGGAAAAAUGUUCAGCGGGGAUGUGCUGAGAGGGAGGGCUGCAGAAAAGUGUGGGCUGGGUUCAACUGGCACUUUAAAAGAAGCUCACCAUGCCUCAGAGCAUUUCGCCUACAUCCACACAUCUAUUCACUUCAGUUCUCCCGUCCACUUCUUUUCUGCCCUGAGGUGGUUGCCAGCAUGGCUGUCGGCCCGGUCAGGUUGCUAUGGUCAGUGCUGCUGCUGCUGCCAGUUUUGGGGCUCUCUGAAGCUCUUCCAGCCGACUGGCUUCCAGGAGAAUAUGUAAACACCAUCUCUGACGCCCAGAGGUUUCUGAGUGAUUACAACAGCACCGCCGAAGAGGUGUUUUACUUCAGUGUGUCUGCCAGCUGGAACUACAACACCAACUUAACAGACCACAACUCCAAGCUUCAGGUUGCAGCCUCCCUUGAAGAGCAAGCCUUCAUUGAAGCCUGGGGGUUGAAGGCCAAGACUGUCUUCACUGACGAGGUUCUCAACACGCUCCCUGACCCUAAAGACAAAAAGCUGAUGGAAAAGAUCAAGUCAUUGGGUGCUGCCAACCUUCCCCAGGCAGAACGAGAGAAGUAUAACACCAUUCUCAGCACUAUGGACAGUAUUUAUUCCACAGCUAAGGUUUACCCACAGCCAAAUGUAAGCUGGAGUCUGGAGCCUGAGCUCACUGACAUCAUGGCCACCUCUAGAAGCUACAAGAAGCUGCUGUUUGCUUGGGACGGUUGGCACAAUGCGUCAGGUGUUCCUCUCAAAAAGCUCUAUCCAGAGUUUGUGGAGCUUAGCAACAAAGCUUCUCAAGCUGAUGGAUUUGCAGACACUGGAGCUGACUGGCGAUCCUGGUAUGAGAGUGAAACCUUUGAGCAAGACAUUGACAACCUUUAUAAAACCAUUGAGCCACUCUAUCUGCACCUGCACGCCUUUGUGCGCCGCAAGCUCUACAACCAAUAUGGUUCCAAGUACAUCAACCUGAAAGGACCAAUCCCUGCACACCUGUUGGGAAACAUGUGGGCUCAAACAUGGAACAACAUUUACGAUCUGAUGAUCCCAUUUCCCAACAAACCCAACCUGGAUGUGACUGAUGAAAUGGUCAGACAAGGCUACAAUGCUACACACAUGUUUCGAGUGUCAGAGGAGUUCUUCACCUCCCUAGGGUUGCUGGAAAUGCCAACAGAAUUCUGGGAAGGAUCCAUGAUUGUCAAACCUGAUGAUCGAGAAGUUGUGUGUCACGCAUCAGCCUGGGACUUCUACAACCGCAAAGACUUCAGAAUUAAACAGUGCACUACAGUGACAAUGGAACAGCUUUUCACUGUACACCAUGAAAUGGGGCACAUCCAGUACUACCUACAGUACAAGGACCAGCCAGUUGGGUUUCGGAGGGGUGCUAACCCUGGUUUUCAUGAAGCCAUUGGGGAUGUUUUGUCCCUUUCUGUUUCAACACCAAAGCAUCUGCACACGAUUAACCUGCUGGAGUCUGCAGCCUCCGAUACAGAAACUGACAUCAACUACCUGCUGAAGAUGGCGCUAGAAAAAAUUGCAUUUCUUCCUUUUGGCUACCUCAUUGACCUCUGGAGAUGGGGUGUUUUUAAUGGAAGAACUCCUCCAGAGAAGUACAAUUCUGAGUGGUGGUACCUCAGAACAAAAUUUCAGGGAAUUUGUCCGCCAACCAAACGAUCAGAGGAGCAUUUUGAUCCUGGGGCAAAGUACCACAUUCCCGGAAACACGCCAUACAUCAGGUAUUUUGUCAGCUUCAUCCUUCAGUUCCAAUUCCAUGAGAAACUGUGCGAGGCAGCCAAACACACAGGUCCUUUGCAUACAUGUGACAUCUACCGCUCUGCAGAAGCGGGAGAGAUUUUGAGGAAAGUCCUUCAAGCUGGUUCCUCCAAACCGUGGCCUGAAGUCCUUCAGGAGGCCAUAGGCACCAGGGAGAUGAAUGCCAACUCAUUGUUGAAAUACUUUGAACCUGUUAUUAAGUGGCUGGAAGAACAAAACGUAAAUGAGACCCUGGGAUGGCCUGACUUUGGCUGGGUCCCACCUGUCCCUGAAGGAUACCCUGAAGAUAUUGAAAAGAAUACAGAUGAGCUUGAUGCUAAAAGACUUCUAGAUGAGUAUAAUACCACAGCUGAGGAGGUGUGGAACGCAUACACUGAAGCCAGCUGGAAAUACAACACAGACAUCACCGACGCCAAUAAACAGGCGAUGCUCAACAGAAGCCUGGAGAUGUCAGCACACACUCUAAAAUAUGGUCUGAAGGCUCGAGAGUACGACACCACCGACUUCCAGGAUCCCUUGGUCAAACGCGUCAUUGCUAAACUCAGUGACAUCGAAAGGGCUGCACUUCCUCCGGAAGAAUUGGAAGAGUACAACACUCUUCUGUCCAACAUGGAGACUAAAUACAGUGUGGCUGAGGUUUGCCGAGAAGAUGGGAGAUGCCAUCCACUAGACCCUGACCUCCAGAAGAUCAUGGCAGAGUCCAGGGAUUACAAUGAGCUAUUGUUUGCCUGGAAGGGAUGGAGAGAUGCUGCUGGCAAAGUACUUCGUCAGGAUUAUGAGAGAUACGUUGAGCUGGCCAACAAAGCGGCUGUGCUUGAUGGUUAUUCUGAUAAUGGGGCUAUGUGGCGGUCUCUGUAUGAAACCCCGACCUUUGAGGAAGACCUGGAGUCCCUGUGGAUGGAGCUGCAGCCGCUCUACCAGAAUGUUCAUGCCUACGUUCGAAGGGCUCUGUACAAAAAGUACGGUCCCCAGCACAUCAACCUAAAGGGACCCAUCCCUGCACAUUUGCUGGGUAACAUGUGGGCACAGACAUGGUCUGGAAUAAUGGAUUUUGCCAUACCGUACCCUGGUGCCACUCAAGUUGAUGCUACGCCAGCUAUGUUAGCACAGGGCUGGAAUGCAACCAGGAUGUUUCAGGAAUCAGACCGUUUUUUUACGUCUCUUGGACUGCUGCCAAUGCCAGAGGAAUUCUGGGAAAAAUCUAUGCUAGAGAAGCCAUCAGAUGGACGGCAGGUGGUGUGCCACGCCUCUGCUUGGGACUUCUAUAACCGAAAAGACUUCAGGAUAAAACAAUGCACCGUUGUGACCAUGGAUGACCUGAUCACAGUGCACCACGAAAUGGGACACGUGCAAUACUUUCUUCAGUACAAAGACCAGCCAGUGUCCUUCCGUGAUGGAGCCAACCCAGGUUUCCAUGAGGCCAUUGGUGAUGUCCUCGCCCUGUCAGUGUCCACACCCAAACAUUUGAAGAGCAUCGGCCUCUUGGACAAAGUUGAAGAAAACUAUGAAAGUGACAUCAACUUUCUCAUGAGCAUGGCACUUGACAAGAUUGCCUUCCUGCCUUUUGGCUACCUCAUGGAUCAGUGGAGGUGGAAGGUGUUUGAUGGUCGAAUCCCACCGAAUGAGUAUAACAAGGAGUGGUGGAACCUCAGAUUGAAGUAUCAGGGACUGUGUCCACCUGUGGCUCGUACUGAGGAGGACUUUGACCCGGGUGCAAAGUUCCACAUUCCUGCAAAUGUGCCCUACGUCAGGUACUUUGUGAGUUUCAUCAUCCAGUUUCAGUUCCACAAAGCUUUAUGUGAAGCCGCAAAUCACAAUGGGCCUCUGCAUACCUGUGAUAUCUACCAAUCCAAAGAGGCUGGAAAGCUGUUGAGUGAUGUGAUGAAGCUAGGCUCUAGUAAGCCGUGGCCUGAAGCCAUGGCGAUCAUCACCGGUCAGUCCAAAAUGAGCGCCCAGCCUCUAAUGCAGUAUUUUGAGCCUCUCAUACAAUGGCUGCAGCGAGAGAACCAGAUGAACGGUGAUGUUAUUGGAUGGCCUGAGUACGACUGGAUACCUCAAGAAAAAUUUGAAGUGGCCAAUAAAGUGGAAUUCCUUGGCCUGUACCUCUACGAGUCAUCUGCUUCAACGGGCAGUUGGGUCCUUCUGGGCGUUGCCCUGAUCUUCGCGGUGACCACCAUCGUGUUUGUGUACAAAUACAAAAAGGCAAAGAAGUAUAGAAAGUCCUCGUCUACUUUGGAACUGAAGUAAAACAGACUAUUUGUCAGUAAAGACUGAAGGGGUGAAGUAAGCCCUGAAUUACUGCGGUGAACACAAAUGCAACCUCAAUGUCUAUGGAAAUGUUUUUAUGUACAACAUCAAUAGAAAUGUGCUCCUGGACUUCUCCACAUCUGUUUGUUUUUCAUUUUUCUACAAUUUUUCUGUAGAGGAGUAAUAUUUAUUAACAAAGACAAGACAGUUUUUCUCCCAAUGCUCUUCAUCAAAUUAUUGUUCAUUAAAAUUUGUAUAUUUUCAAGGCAUCUGAAGCCAUGAAAUAUGUUCAUUUAAAUGACCUCAUUAAACCUCUUAAUAUAUUGCAAAUAUUUCAUAUUUUACACAAUUGUGUAUUAAAUAUCUUGAAGAUGAACAAAAGUUUUAAUUUUGCUAUGUUAAUAUGCAUUUCUUUUUGAUAGUUUGAUUUCCUUUUUUAUAGUUUCCUUAAAAAUUAUUUUGAUAACAUUUUAAAACGUAAACAAAAUGAACAUCACCUCAAAUGCAUAGUUUUCACUUUUGAAAACCUUCACUUUUGAAGUGAAUUUUUCCAAGUUUUCUAAGCAAAUUUAUUCAGUAUUACAGACACAAUUUUAACUUGGAUGUUGUUAAAAUAUAAUGAAUGUUUCUUUAUCGAAAUACAAAGACAAAAUCAAAAAUUGAGGCUGAAACAUGUCAUUUGAGAAAGAUGAUCCCUUUUUUAGGCUUUGCCUUGGCAUCCAGUAUUACUGUAAGCAUUAAAUCUAAAUGUUUGUUUUUUUCUUUGCAGAGAAAAAACAUUUUUUUUUUAAUAUAUGGAUAUUAAGGAGUGUUUUUAAAAUGAAUGUAAAGUCCUACAUGGAGUGAACACUUAAAUGUAACUUUCUUUAACUGUUCAAAAUUUUUGCUUUUGAGAAAAAUAAAGUUGAAAAAAAGCCCCAAA